Molecule: messenger RNA, 3105 nt
Organism: Rhinichthys klamathensis goyatoka
Lineage: Eukaryota; Metazoa; Chordata; Actinopteri; Cypriniformes; Leuciscidae
Gene: dclk1a
Product: doublecortin-like kinase 1a
Exons: 17
Coding region: 265-2436 (723 amino acids)
Biological process (GO): protein phosphorylation; axoneme assembly; retina development in camera-type eye
Cellular component (GO): axoneme
Molecular function (GO): ATP binding; protein kinase activity
Source: RefSeq, a predicted model, not a curated record
GUGCAGGUCUGCGGUGCGGGGCUGAAUCUCAAUGAGAAAGCGGCCAAUGCAAGACACGGAGAGUGAGAGAGACAGACAGACAGUGAGAGAGCGAGCAGCAGCUGCCGACCGACCAGCCAGCCUCCUCUGCGGGACAACAAAGGAGGUGCGGGGCUCACAUCACGACUCCUGUCAGCACAACUCAACAUCUGAAUCGUGACCAUUCAGAAGAAAUCUUGAAUAUUACCAACAUCUUCACCUUUAGCCCUAAUUUGACUGGACGACAUGGAGGAACAUUUUGACGAGAGGGACAAAGUGCACCGCCAUAGCCGAAGCGCGGGACGGGCGAACGGGCUGCUCAGCCCCACUCACAGCGCUCACUGCAGCCUGUACCGAACGCGCACCCUCAAAACUCUGAGCUCGGAGAAGAAGGCGAAGAAAGUGCGCUUUUACCGCAAUGGUGACAGGUACUUCAACGGCAUAGUGUAUGCCAUCUCAUCGGACCGCAUUAGAACCUUUGACGCUUUGCUGGCCGACCUGACCCGAACCCUCUCUGACAACGUCAACCUGCCCCAAGGGGUCCGAAUCAUCUACGCAAUCGAUGGUUCCAAAAAAAUCACCAGCAUAGAACAGCUGGUGGAAGGUGAGAGUUAUGUGUGUGGCUCCACCGAAGCCUUUAAAAAACUUGACUACUCCAACAACAUCAACAACCCUAACUGGUCUGUGAAUGUGAGGGCUUUGGGUUCCAGCAAGUGCCCAACAUCUCUAGCAAGCUCGAAAUCAGGACCGCAGUCCAAAGAGGGCAAAGACUUCAUCAGACCCAAACUGGUCACUGUCAUCCGCAGUGGGGUGAAGCCGCGGAAGGCAGUUCGCAUCCUGCUCAACAAGAAGACGGCCCACUCCUUUGAGCAAGUUCUCACGGACAUUACAGAUGCUAUAAAGCUCGAUUCUGGCGUUGUCAAGAGGAUCUACACCCUUGAGGGAAAACAGGUCAUGUGCCUUCAAGAUUUCUUCGGGGAGGAGGACAUCUACAUCGCAUGCGGCCCGGAGAAGUUCCGUUACCAGGAUGACUUCCUGUUGGAUGAGAGCGAGUGCCGGGUAAUGAAAUCAACGUCCUAUGGGAAGAUGGGGUCUUUAAACAGAAGCUCUCCCAGAAGCUUUGCCUUUUCCAGACGCAGCAAGUCUCCUUCUGGAUCAGUGAAUGGGACCCCAGCCAGUCAGCUGUCCACACCCCAUUCUGCAAAGUCACCAAGUCCGUCUCCCACCAGCCCGGGGAGCUUGAAGAAACGCAAGGGAUCCCAGCACAGCGGUUCCUCUGUGUCUCUGGCCUCUACCAAAGUCUGCAGUAUGGAUGAGGAGGAAGGUUCUGUGAGCGAUGCCGAGCCCUUGGAGGAGACGCCGAUACCCACAGUCCCAAGCUCCAUUUCAGAUCGGUACAAAGUCGGACGAAUGAUCGGAGACGGGAAUUUUGCGGUGGUCCAUGAAUGUGUGGAGCACUCGACUAGCAGGGCGUACGCUCUGAAGAUCAUCAACAAAGGCAAAUGCAGAGGGAAGGAGCAUAUGAUCCAGAAUGAGGUGGCUAUCCUAAGAAGAGUGAAACAUCCAAACAUUGUGCUGCUGAUUGAGGAAAUGGACACUUACAGUGAACUCUAUCUGGUCAUGGAGCUUGUAAAGGGAGGAGAUCUUUUUGAUGCCAUCACCUCCGCCAACAGAUACACUGAGCGGGACGCCAGUGGCAUGCUGUACAACCUAGCCAAUGCUAUCAAAUACUUACACAGCCUUAACAUCGUCCACAGGGACAUCAAGCCAGAGAACCUUUUGGUGUACGAGCAUCAAGACGGAAGCAAAUCGCUGAAGCUGGGAGACUUUGGCUUGGCCACCGUGGUAGACGGACCCCUGUACACUGUCUGUGGAACACCCACAUAUGUAGCACCAGAGAUUAUCGCAGAGACCGGGUAUGGCCUUAAGGUAGACAUCUGGGCCGCUGGAGUCAUCACAUAUAUUCUCCUCUGUGGCUUUCCUCCAUUUCGUGGGAGCACUGAUGAUCAAGAAGCUCUGUUUGACCAGAUACUGCUGGGACAGUUAGAAUUCCCUCUCCCGUACUGGGACAAUGUAUCCGACUCAGCCAAAGAGCUGAUCGUGUCGAUGCUGCAGGUGGAAGUGGAUCAGAGAUACACAGCGCUGCAGGUGCUGGAACACCCCUGGGUCACUAAUGACGGUCUGUCAGAGAACGAGCACCAGCUGUCAGUGGCAGGAAAGAUCAAGAAGCACUUUAACACUGGGCCCAAGGCCAGCAACAACACCCCAGGAGUGUCUGUCAUGACGCUCGACCAUGACUUUUCCAUCCAGAGAUCAGGGUCGUUGGAUUUCUAUCAGAACCCGGGCAUGUUUUGGAUAAGACCACCGCUCUUGAUAAGGAGAGGCAGAUUCUCAGACGAGGACGCCACCCGAAUGUGAGCGCAGCUCCCUGGACCACCCAGCCGACCUGUAGCCUCCACAUCCCAGCCUUUACGCCUCGUCUGUGCCCCGGUCUGCACCUCGACCCCACGUCCCCCAGUCCAUGUCCCUCUCCCAGCACCGCCACCACCAACACCACCACCACCUCCUCCACCACGCCCGAGUCUGAAGACUUUUCCGCCUGCUCCACGGAGACUGUUCGCUCCCUCUUCUCCCCUUUCUAGCGUUGAAAGGAAAGAGAGCGAGUGGAAGGGCACUAAAAGAGGAGAAGGGUUUAUGAGGAUUCGGAACGCGGCCGAGUGGACCGAUGAACUGAACUGAACCAUUUUGUAAUCUGAUCACAUAAAGGUGCAGGGAACAUGAUGACCGUCAAGAAGGGUUUCUUGUUUAUUUAUGGUCAUUAUAAUAACCUUUUCAUUUAUUUAUACAUAUUGAAAACAUAUUCUUUUUUAUUCAAGUUAAAUAAUGUCCUCUUUUUCUGUUGAAGCACCUUAGAAAUGUGAUGUUUUUAUUGGUCCAGAAGGAAACUGUAAGGACAAUGUAACUGAUUAGCUAUUGGCAUUCCUGGUAAUUAGUAUCCCGUGUUCCCAAAAACCUUUCGAAGCAGACUGAAAAGGAUUUGAAUUGCCGAUACCUGGACUUCCUUCCCUUAGUGGUUACAGUACUUGA